GAAAACGAACACACAUUAGUUUUUCAAAAUUCAAGAGAUAUAUUAGUUUCGUUUAGAUAAACUUAUUAAAUAUUAUGGGCGUGCAAUGAUAUUUAAAUUGUGAACAUGUUACAGUUACUAAUAGUUAUUUUACUAAUUUUUCUCUUCAUUUACUGGAUUUUGCCUACGGGUAUAAGCUGGUAUUUGAUCAAGCGAUUUCGGGUUAAAGUUCGUAUCGGACGCAUUUCACUUCCCUAUUUAUCACUGAAGAAUGUCCACAUCAGCAAAAGCGGUUUCUCAGUUCAAAUCGAGGAGGUUUGCUUGCGGAGCCGUUUCUUCACCACUGAGGUGACUAAGCUAGUCUCGAUUUAUGUGCGCGACAUACGCAUCAAUAAGGACAUACACAGUAAUCGACAGGAUGACGUCAACGAUGGCUUCUAUUACGAGCCGUGCAAGCAGAAGCCCGAGGGCAGGAGUGUACCUGACUUUCGGCAAAGCAAAGUGCCCGCAAGCAUUAUAACGUUUGCACAGUUUAUGGCUGUGCAUGUGAAUAACAUAUCAGUGGUGCUAAUGAAUAAUGACUUCGAUCCGGGCUGGUUUAUACAUGCUACAGCCAAGGAGUUGCAUCUGGAUGGCAGCAUUGUACAAAAUGCGAGAGUUCUGCUCGUAAAUGCAGCGCUGACUGAGGCGCAGGCUAAAAUGUUAAGACAUUGCAAUGCCAGGCGACAGUCCUUGGAGAACUUAAAUAAAAUUCGCCCGUGCUUGGGUGAAGUGAGCUUCGAUGUAGCGCUAGAUGCUUCGCUCUUUGCCCACGGACCACUUUCAAUGGACUCUCUCAGCUUGGUCAUUAACAAUUGCAAGUCAGUGAUACAUGGCGGUCUGUACGAGUUCCUUACCGAGGCCAAACAGCGCACCAAUCCAGGCCAGAACCCGAAGACCUUACAGCAGGCAUUUAAACCCAAUGCAAGCACCUAUGACAACGACAACUACGAGAAGUUAGCGCCUAUUAUUCCAAAGAACUUCAACUUCAGCGUUAAGGCAGCAACAUUUUCCGCAGUCAAGGAAAACUCGCAGAAUGAUUUUAGUGCUAAAUUACAGCUUUUUACCAUAACGGGCAAAUUCAACUCAAAGAUUGUGGAUGAAAAGACGCUGCUACCCUCGAUGUUAGCCAAGUUGGUUUUUCAACAUUUGGACAUUGAUACCAAAUACGAGAAACUGCUCUUUGUGGAACAAUUUACUAUUGACUCAGUGCUGGAGAAGGACAUAUUUAAUUUGUAUGUUAAGCUCAAGACAUUCCAAAUUAUUUACAAUCAUAGCGAAAUCUAUGAUUUUGUAAACAACAAUUUUCUGGCUCGUCAGCGUGCAACUAGUAGUCAUCAAUUGCUUCAGUUGGGCCAAAAGCAAAUGUCGCUGCCGGAUCAUUUAUGCUUCGAUGCACUCACUCCCUUAACAUCACCGGCCAAACAGCAACGCGAUGGAGGUAUUCUGGAGUGGAUUAUGCAGCGCAUUGUGGUCAAAGGCUGUGCUGAACUGUGGAACGUUUCGUUACUCAUGAAACUGGAAGAUGAGCACAUCGCCAUGAGCGUUAGUCAUACGCGUUUUCUGCUCGAACAGAUCGAGGAGAAGCGCAGUUCGCUAUAUCGCAAUAAGUUUCUCAAUUUGUUGCUCAAUCAGCGGCAAUGGAGCAUGGAACUAAUGGUAGAAACGCUGUGGUCUAAUCUGGGCAACUCGAACAACGAUACAAACAAUCUGAAGAAGACCCAUUCACCGGGAUCUCCAUUCUUCCUGGGCGUCAGCCUGGUCAAGUUGUGCUCCUAUGCGAAUACCACAAAGCUAGACAUCUCCAUACACACGUUCCGCACAGAGUAUAGCAUGCAGUUGGCAGAGUUCAUUGUCAAGUCCAUGUGGUGCGUUAAGCAGUAUGGAGGACUUGGCACAAAGCGUGCCAAGCAGUCGCAACGUCAUCUUAGCGGCAUCUCUGGGGAGCAGCACGGAACGGCGCUGCGCGUUUCAGUCAAAGUCAAGGAUAUUACGGCAUAUUUUGUCAACCAUCAUAAUGUUUACACGCUGCUGAGCUUCUCUGAGAUUAACCUGACGCGCGCUCACAACUUUGCCACUCUUAAGCUGGAGGAGUUCCAAAUGGCCAUCAUGCGUUCGAUGACUGCAUCGUCGCUGUGUCUCACAGACUUUUCAGAUGUCUUUGCCAGUUGCAAGAUGAUACGGCUAGAGCAUCAGCCAGCGUUCGAAUGCACGCCCGGCAAGCUAUCCAUUUAUAUACCCGGCAACACGGAGGCCAUGUGGAGUUCAAACUUGCACAUGCAUCUCUUAACUCUUGUGCGGGAUAUGAAAGACCUAAAAGCUGAGCUGGCAAUGCCUCCAUCCAGUAACGCUGACAACCAGACAACGAAACGUUCCCUAAUAAUUGAGUUGUCCGCGGAGCGCAGCACAAUUUUUGAGAUAAAACUAUCGGAGCGUCAUUCAAUACAGUUAUACGUGGAGAAUCUCUUCUUUAGCCACAAGGAACGUAAUAUUAUCUACGCAGAGAAGGUCUUUGUCAGAAUCGAUGAUCAGCAUAUCUUUACUGUAAAGGAACUGGAUAUGCAAUCACUGUCGCAUCUGGAAACGCUUAGCCAUGAACGACUCAACUUCCCAGGCUUUGUGCUGCCCACCAACAAGGUGUGGGUAACCACCAUUGGCUCCUUCAAGGCGAUUUUCCCUUAUGAUCAUGAUUUUUAUGAUGCCAUCAACAAUGAGUGCGUCACCCACUACAAGUGGCUCAAGCUGGUGCACAACUACAAGAAGAAGCCGUUUACAGUGAAUUCGCCCUUACCCAGCGACUGGGUAAUAAAGAUCAAGGAGUUCCUGCUGGAGAUCAGUGACGAUCCUUUCGAAGUGAAGCUACGUGAUAACUAUGUCCUCUUGGUCGAUGAAUAUUUAGAGAGUCUGAAGCGGAAGUCCUUGUUUGAUAUGAAGAUUGCCGAACUGUGCUCGGAACGGUUACUAGUGCCCGCGGGCACUAUCGAAAGUUUGUACGCGAAUCUGGUGAAGAAGAAUUCAGAGAUCUACAUACAACGCUCGAAGAAGAUACGGGAAAGUGGGCCAGUACGUACACGUCUGCUCGCUUGGAUUAUGACCGAUGUGGAAAUAUUGGCCAUGGCGGAUACCUCAAUACACGGCUAUGAUAAUGUGACGCGCACUAUGCGCGAGAUCGACUCGGAAACUCCUUGGCCGGAGGAGGGGCUUCAAUUUUCAACGCUCUGGUGUCGCGGCGUUAAUAUCAGCUGCUCCGAAUGGAAGUUUAUGCUGCGAGAUUUUCCUCAACCCAUGUUCUAUGUGAAGAGCAUGCGUUUGUAUGGCAACCUUUGUGGAGCAGAGCAAAUGCCCUCGAAACGCGCUAAGCGCGAUGUCUUCGUCGAGGUGGGAGAGCCCUUUAAGACGGAUGUGGUGCAGCGUAGCAUGCCAACGAUUAAAUUCUAUCAUGACUUCGACUGCGAACUGGAGAGCUGUAGCUAUGCUUUUGGCCCUUGCUGGGAGCCCGUGAUGGCCCAAUGUAAUUUGAGCUUUGAGAAGAUUUCAGCGCCAUCCAAGGAUCCAAGUCCACCUCUUCCAUUUUGGGACAAGAUGCGCUUACUACUGCACGGUCGCUUAACCCUGAUUGCCAAACAGUUUACGGUGCUGCUGCACGCAUCUCUCGAUCCGUACAAUACAACUGAGGAAAUGGAGCUGACGUGGAACAAUUGUGGCAUUGUCUGGACAAAUGCAAAGAUUAUGUUCAAGGGCGAGCUCAAUGUGACGGUGCGAACUGCGUCUCGCUAUGACGAUUGUCGACUGCUGCACUUUCCUAAUCUGAAGCUGACUUUCAAGCUGAACUGGGUUUGUCUGGCCAAUCCUAAUGAUCACCAUGCUGUCAUGCCCUGUGCGCCCGACAAGCUGCCAGAAUAUUCAAGUAACCAGGUGCACGAUUCUUUUCGUGCUUUUCGCUCAGUUAACCUCAAUAUCUGGGCAUCGUUCGAAACAAAGCCCAAGGUGGCUGAAGAAGUGGAAUUCGAUAUACCUAGCCUGGUGCUGUACGGCAGCACACUGCGCUGGUUUGAGAGCCUAAAGCUUAUUUUGUCAGGCGUGACGCGACCUACCCGACGUGGUCCAGUCUUCAACAACGUGCGACCACGCAAGAAGCAGCUGAGCCGGCACUAUAAAAAGGCCAAUCUGCAGAUGUGCUUGCAUAAGUUUCAGGUGCUCUACUGGAUGUCCCAUGCCCUGCACAAGGGCUUCCAGCUGAACGGACGUCGUGUUUCCUUUAGCUCCGAAUACUGUCUGACGCUGAAUACCAUAGAUGAUGGGCUAAUACAUAGGCCACGUGCAGAUUGGUCCACGGUUUACAUGAACUGUGAGUUGAACGAUGCGGAGAUCUGGCUGAAGAGCAUAGUAACUGAAAAGCUGGACAGCAGCUCUGAGAACUUGGCCAGCGCUGCCGAUGCCUUCAAAAUUGUGCGUUUUUACUUUUUGAGCGUUGCCAAGGUAUCUUAUGGCAGGGAGGCAUUGAUGCCCAUAGCAGCCAGCAAUGCGGAGGAAGACGCAAAAACCAAGAGCACAACUCCCACACACAAGCUAGUCGUCUACGAUCUGAAGGGCGCUUGGACCAAGAGCAAUCGGGAUGUCGCAUUCGCUUUAUUUGACUCCUUUAUGAAGUCGCAAAAGCUGAAGAACAAUCUAUCCACAGAGGCUGUCAAAAGCUAUCGCAAGGAGGCUGCCAACUCAGCUAUGCUAAAGCACAAGCGAAGCGAUAGCACAAUCACUUUGUCCAGCACCAGCAGUGAGGUGUUGCCAAUUGCCAAUACGAAUGCCGCGCUGAAAAAGGCACCAGGUCAGAUUCAUGCCACUGCUAUGCUGCAGCAACUCAUCGCGGAGGCGGAUCACAAGUUUAAUGUGUACAGCGAUGAUCACAGUACACAGUCUAGGGAAUUGCAGCUGCAGGGGCUGCAGGCAUGCUCCGUGCAGGAUAUUAUACAUGAAAACUGGUCUAUCAGUCUAGUCAACUCUCAGGUACUACUCAAAGGCUGUGAGACAUCGGGAUAUGUGAUCAUCAGUGCUGCCAAGGCAGAGAUAUUGCAACGCGAGCAUCGACCCGUAUGGCGGGAUCGUUCGCUCAUCUCGAAAACAACGUGGAAGGGGUUGUUAGAAUGCAUGCAGUACUAUGCAACAGUCAGUGCCGGCGACAACGAUUCGCUCUUAGAGAAGGAGAUCAUGUGGCUUACCGUCGACAAUAUACAGGACAAAGAUGAGACGGUGAUUAGUAAUCACCUGCCCGAGGACAUUUCGCAUCUGGUGGGCAGCGGGCGCAGUGUGGGUGGUGUUGUUUCCGAAACCGUAGGUGCAUUCCUUAGCGACAACUCUGGACAGGCACAGCCGGUGCAGCUACAGCGCAUCGUGUCCAAAUGUAAAUGCGAAUUUUUCUACGUCAGCUAUGGCGAUGCCAUCGAUCCGAAUAGUAUUACUGAAGUGCCGCCGCCACCAUCCGAGGAGUCCUUGUCGCCAUGGGAGAAGCAGGAUGAUCCCGUGGAUGCCUUUACGCUGAUGCAUCAUGAUUUAGACGUGUGCACAAAUUCGUUACAGUACGCCAUGAUCCUGGAUAUAGUCAACAAUUUGCUACUCUAUGUAGAGCCGCAACGCAAGCAGGCGGCUGAGAAAUUAACCCGCAUGCGUUUCCAGCUGCAGCUGCACUCCACGGAGGAUCAGAAACGGCCCAUUCAGCAGAAGCAGACGGUCAUACGCAGCUUGCUGAUGAAGAUACGCUCACUGGAGAAGGACAUACAUCUAAUCAGCAAGGAGCGCAUCGAGGAGGGCGACACGCUAGAGCUGCGCGUUGACUUCGAGCGAGUACAACAGCAGAUUCGUGAGAGCAAGGAAGAGCUAAACACAUACAGCGAGGAGCUGGACAUGAUGCUGCUGUGCUACAAGGAGACCCAGCUGUCCCAGCUCAGCAAAAUCUCCAAUGUGCGCUCGGACAAGUCGGUGACAAUGGUGCGUGCCAACGAAAUCUGCUUCAAGCGUGCGCAGUGGAGACUUACCGAAACGGAUGGUCAGAUUGGCAUUGCAGAUUUGGUGCUGAGUGCUUUCCUUUAUACUAAAAAAUCCAAGAGCGAUGAUUCCGUCGAGCAUCUGCUGGAGCUGGGAAAUAUACGCAUGGAAAAUCUGCUGCCACGCGAAAUAUAUCGCGAUGUUCUACUGGCCACGGAGAUACAGAAAGAUAUGCCCGUGGACACGCAUAAGCGAGUACUCCGCAUCUUUUGCCGUGAGAAGCCGCCGGUUGGCGGUAUUUCAGUUAAGGAUCACUUUGAGAUUAAUGUAGCGCCCAUAACCAUAGCGAUUACUAAGAAGUUCUAUAGCACCAUGUUGAAGUUCUGCUUUCCGGAUCGCGAUGCCUCCGAAACAGAGGUCAGCGAUGAACUGGAUGAUAAUGCUUCCACCAGUUCCGCGUCCACAACGAAUUUACAGUCCAAGUCUGCAUCAUCGUCUAAACGUGCCACCAAGAGCAAGAAGAGCGCCAAGGAUUCCGAGUUCUAUGUGAAAAUCGAAAAGGACGACGUCGAAAAGAUGAAGGAGCGCGCUGAGAAAAACAAACUAUUCAUCUAUAUCAAGAUACCCGAGGUGCCUGUGCGUGUCAGCUACAAGGGCAACAAGGAAAAGAAUCUUGAGGACAUUACCGACUAUUCACUAGUGAUACCCACGUUGGAGUAUCACAAUGUCACCUGGACCUGGCUGGAUCUCUUGCUGGCCAUGAAGUCUGUAAGCAGGCGCGUCAUUCUUUCACAGGCAAUCAAGCAGAAGCUUCAAAUCCAUCGGCGUCAGCCGGUGCUAUCGGCAGGCGAGCGUGCCACGCCCCAAGAAGAGGAUAAAGCCAAAAUGCUAUUUGGCAAUCGUUUACUGAAUGAGAAUCGAAACCAAAGAAAAAGCGGAGGCGUUUUCAAAUUUCAAUCGAGCGGCAAGAGAACAGAUUAACUUCUUUAUUUAAAUCAUAUUUAAUUUUAUAUAUAUUGAUAUAUAUUUAAAUAUGUAUGUAUAUGCAUAUCGUAUUACGUUUGUGAGACCCAUUGCAGUCCCGGCCAGGUCAGGUCAGGCCAGGUCAGGCUAGUUGGAAUGAAGAUAUCUUGAGCCUUUUCAAUUUACUAUCACACACACAUACACACUACAAAUACAAUCACAGCACACACACGCAGCAGAAGUA
Drosophila hydei is the source of this 7204-nucleotide messenger RNA. RefSeq names its product protein KIAA0100 (gene hob). The coding region runs from base 106 to 6978 and encodes 2290 amino acids. The record is from RefSeq and is a predicted model, not a curated record. The transcript is spliced from 10 exons. Lineage: Eukaryota; Metazoa; Arthropoda; Insecta; Diptera; Drosophilidae.